AUGCUCACCGAAUCUGGCGCACGCUCCAGCAACGGAGAAACACCGAAGCUCCGAACUGCCUGUGAAAACUGCAGGCAGUCAAAGGUGAAGUGCAAUUUGUCCGGGAAGGAUACGUGCAUUCGCUGCCUCCGCCAUGGGCUACCGUGUCGUUACCGAGCAGCCAACAGGUCCGGCAAGCCCAAGGGGAGCAAGAAUCGCUCCACGCUUCGGAAAUUGGGACAGCUGCAGGAGAGAAAGAGUGCAUUUACGUCGAGCGAUCGACUGGCCAAGAAAAGCAUCGAGGCUAUACCGAGUCCGCAAUUCACGCGCAGCGAUACCGAUAUGAGUCUAAAGACGGUACAAAGCCUAUCCGAAAGCCCCAUGAAUGACGUUUCAAAUACGUCCAUGGUCCUGGCGGACUACACGGAGUACCCUUCACUUUACCCGGACUCAAUGGCCAAUAGCCCCUGUGCGGCUUCAAUGUCACCGACGUUUCUGCAAAAAGAGUUCAUCACAAAAGGGCUAACCACCUUCCCUCUCGCCGUUCAUAUCCCGAGUGCGCUACGACCAACAUGUGACUGCGCAGAAACCCUAGUUUCCUAUCACGACAAUCUCCGGCAGAUGGUUGUCAAUCCGGGGCAGCUGCGGUUCGACCAGAUUCUGCAGGGGGUGCAGGCAGCGCUUUCGGUGUGUCGCGGGUUCCUGCAGUGCCCGAGCGGACACAAGGACAACCACAGCGCCAACGACACAAGCUUAAUCCUCUGCAUGUCUACCCUCGAGAUCACCUUGCAAUUACUGGACUUCUGGGCCACGUACGAUCUCAUCCCGCAAUCUAGGGAGGGACCCCGUGAAACAGUCAGCUACGGCGAGUAUGAGAUGGGGCCAGACGAGGGCCGCCGGAUCCGCCGAUUCCUCAUCCGAGGGCGCCUCCUACUCUGCAAGGACACCCUCGGUCUUCUCAAAAGCGCGGCGGGUUUUAAGGAAGACGGACUGGGAGGGACCUGGCUGCAACAGAUCAUUGGGGGCUCGGAGGCGAUGGCCGAUAGUUUUCUCUAUGCAAUCUCGGAGGCAGACUGUAUUUGCAAUUUACCUAGUUACACCUAG
Aspergillus puulaauensis is the source of this 1083-nucleotide messenger RNA. RefSeq lists its product as uncharacterized. Gene Ontology annotation, molecular function: DNA-binding transcription factor activity, RNA polymerase II-specific; zinc ion binding. The record is from RefSeq and is a predicted model, not a curated record. The transcript has 2 exons. NCBI's taxonomy places the organism in Eukaryota, Fungi, Ascomycota, Eurotiomycetes, Eurotiales, Aspergillaceae. Gene Ontology annotation, biological process: regulation of DNA-templated transcription. The coding region runs from base 1 to 1083 and encodes 360 amino acids.